CCGCCGCCUCCGCCUCUCCUCUAAUGAGCAUCUCUGCCUUGCUUUCAAUGGGCCGCUGCUGCUGUCGCUGCUGCUGUCCGCGCGGGUUGUGGAUGUUGUCGGCUCCGUGUUGUGAUGACAGGAGAAUGUGUGUGUGUCCCGGGCCCAGACGAAUUGGAAUCCCAGUCAGAAGUUCCAGCCUACCACUGUUCUCUGAUGCCAUGCCAGCACCAACUCAACUGUUUUUCCCUCUCAUCCGUAACUGUGAACUGGGUAGAUUCUAUGGCACUGCAUGUUACUGCCACCACAAGCAUCUAUGCUGUUCAUCUCCCUACGUUCCUCAGAGUCGCCUGAGGUACACACCCCAUCCAGCAUAUGCUACUUUCUGUAGGCCAAAGGAGAACUGGUGGCAUUACACUCAAGGGAGAAGGUAUGCUUCCACGCCACAGAAAUUUUACCUUACACCUCCACAAGUCAACAGCAUCCUUAAAGCUAAUGAAUAUAGUUUCAAAGUACCAGAAUUUGAUGGCAAAAAUGUCAGUUCCAUCCUUGGAUUUGAUAGCAACCAGCUGCCUGCAAAUGCACCCAUUGAGGACCGGAGAAGUGCAGCAACCUGCUUGCAGACAAGAGGGAUGCUUUUGGGGGUUUUUGAUGGCCAUGCAGGCUGUGCUUGUUCUCAGGCAGUCAGUGAAAGACUCUUCUAUUACAUUGCUGUCUCUCUGUUACCUCAUGAGACUCUGCUAGAGAUUGAAAAUGCAGUAGAGAGUGGCCGGGCACUGCUACCCAUCCUUCAAUGGCAUAAGCACCCCAAUGAUUACUUCAGUAAGGAGGCAUCCAAAUUGUACUUCAACAGCUUGAGGACUUACUGGCAAGAGCUUAUCGACCUCAACACUGGCGAGUCAACUGACAUUGAUGUUAAGGAGGCUUUAAUUAAUGCUUUCAAGAGACUUGAUAAUGACAUCUCAUUGGAAGCUCAAGUUGGUGAUCCUAAUUCUUUUCUCAAUUACCUGGUGCUUCGGGUGGCGUUUUCUGGGGCCACUGCUUGUGUGGCCCAUGUGGAUGGUGUUGACCUUCAUGUGGCUAAUACUGGGGAUAGCAGAGCCAUGCUCGGUGUGCAGGAAGAGGAUGGCUCUUGGUCAGCACUCACGCUGUCUCAUGACCACAAUGCUCAGAAUGAAAGAGAACUAGAACGGUUGAAAUUGGAACACCCAAAGAAUGAAGCCAAGAGUGUUGUGAAGCAAGAUCGUCUGCUUGGCUUGCUGAUGCCUUUCAGGGCUUUUGGAGAUGUAAAGUUCAAAUGGAGCAUUGACCUUCAAAAGAGAGUCAUAGAAUCUGGCCCAGACCAGUUGAAUGACAAUGAAUAUACCAAGUUUAUCCCUCCUAACUAUCACACACCUCCUUAUCUCACUGCUGAGCCAGAGGUAACUUAUCACCGAUUAAGGCCACAGGAUAAAUUCCUAGUGUUGGCCACUGAUGGGCUAUGGGAAACUAUGCAUAGGCAGGAUGUAGUUAGGAUUGUGGGUGAGUACUUAACUGGUGUUCAUCAUCAACAGCCAAUAGCUGUUGGUGGCUACAAGGUGACUCUGGGACAGAUGCAUGGCCUUUUAACAGAAAGGAGAGCCAAAAUGACCACAGUAUUUGAGGAUCAGAAUGCAGCAACCCAUCUCAUUCGCCAUGCUGUGGGCAACAACGAGUUUGGGGCUGUCGAUCAUGAGCGCCUCUCCAAAAUGCUUAGUCUUCCUGAAGAGCUUGCUCGGAUGUACAGAGAUGACAUUACUAUCAUCGUAGUUCAGUUCAAUUCUCAUGUUGUUGGGGCAUACCAAAACCAGGAACAGUGAGUGGAUGUUACCCUGACAAUUCUCAAGUUUAAAGGGCAGAUAGACUUUUAAAAAGAAACAUUUCCCAUUUGAUAUUCUAGGUAGUCAGGUAUUCCAAACUGACUGCAGCAGGUAAUCAUAGCUUCACUUCUGUCCAAUUGGACCUCAUGGCAUCUGCAUUUGAGGCCACUCAGUUUCUAUUGCAGGGGUAUUGAAGCAGUGAUUUUCUUCUUUUUACCAACCUGAGAAUACCAAGAUUGACAUAUACAAUGCUGAACAGGUUAAAGGCAAGGAUCUUGCUGGGUGUAUUCUCCUAGUGAAAGGCAAGAAACAAACAUUACAGUUCACACUUGCAGACACUUUUCUUAGAUUCUGAUGUACAUGAGAACAUUUAUUUACUGCAUGGUUUUUUUGAGGUAAACAUGCAUUCAUUGUUUAUUUUAGCCUGAACUAUUUUUCAAAUCCAGUACUUUAAGCCAUAAAUGACCAUGAACCAAGCAAUCUGGAUUUGUCAGUUUUUGUGAAUAUAUGAUAAAGAACCCUUCUUAAAUGGAAAAAAAAAUGUAUUCCCUUCCCUACCUGUGAUUUACUUAAUGUAACUGAAAUAGUUUCUGUUUUGCACACACUGAAAGACAAUAAUGGUUUUUAGUUUUUAUCUACACUUACAUUGACUGUUAAAUAAAGGGGAAAGUGUUUUUAAGUUUGUGUUAAUGAAAAUUCUUAGUUUGAAAAGAUACCUAAGUAAAAAGAAGAGACUGGUGGGUUUAAUUAUUGCCAUCUGUAGCCACCAGCAUGCUGAUAUUAUGUAAUCCUCAAAGGUCUAGUGUGCUGUGAAUGUGGUGAAAUAGACUGCUGCUGGGAAAACUUAGUAGUGAUAAGAAUUUUCAUCCGUUUUGGAAUUUCAAGGAUGACAUAUAAGUUUAUCGAUUUGGGUAAUGAAGUUUUAAUAUCACCAUCCAUAUUGGGACAAUGGAGGAAAUAUUUUGUUUUUCCCCAUUUAAAUGUAGGUCAAUUAAAAUAAUUUGGUUUAAAAUUAUUAAAGGCUUUCAACAUAUUGUAGCUUAAGAUAUAUGUGUUAAGAUAUAUACAUGAGAAAAUUUAAAUGCUAGCUUGUGCAUGCCCUUUGUAGAACACUCGGUAGCAUCAAGUGUUUUUUGCAGCAGUCUCCAUAAUUAUAUACAGUCCCUUCUAAUUCUGUGUCAAAGUUAAUGAAAAUAAAUAUAUUCAAAUUAUUUGGGAGAGCUUAUUUACAAUGUAUCCACUGACACUUUGUUCCUGUGUUUGAUGGUGAUCUGUGUACAGGUGUGCAUAUAUUUUAACACAUAAUCACUGUUAAAAUAGGCUAUGACUAUGUUUAAAAUUCAUGCAGGUUUUGAUACACAGAUGAUUAGCUUUCUGCUGUAGUAUUACUUGGGUGUCUAGGAGUCCUUCAGAAUUCUGUAGGGUAUGAACGUGCUGUUCAAGGCUUCUGGACUGUGGCUACAAACACUAUUUGGCCACAAAAUUUGUUCCAGCUGAAAUGAGACUCUGGAAGAUUACAGUUCAGACUAUCAUAGUUUGUUUCCUGAAAUGUUUUGGUUUUGUUUUUUUAAAGUCAAAUUGGACCCCCCCUUCCCCCAGUAGUAUUUUUGGAGGAGGUAAUGUUAUAUUACACAUUUAUUUCUAAAUAUUUUGACAGAUCAUCUUUGGGUGAAAAUGUACACUGUGGUAGCAAAACCCAGUUUUAGCUACUGCUUGAAUUGUCCCUAAACACUACCACUGAAAAUUUUUAUGUACUUAAUAAUGUCUCAUCUCCAUAAUACAGGGAAUAUAAAUUUGGUUUCCUGUGUUUAUAAUUAGGAUUUUGUUCAUGGUCUGAAACCUGGUCUACUUUAUAUAGAAAUGAAAAUGCCAUCCAGAGUUGACAUUGUGGAUAUGAAAGUAGUGGGGUGUUCAAACUCUGUACUGUCACCUGAAAGCAGUUGUGAUUUUUUUCUUUAUUUUUGGUAACUUGCCUGUCACCAUGAUAGGAUGUCUAGAAUUAAUGUCAGUAUGUAUAAACUCUCAUAGUAUUUAGUCUUUUAAAAUUUUAUUUUAAACUUUCUAACAUAUAUUCAAUUUCUUUAUUUAUAUUUAAUCAGUGGUUCAUGAUAUAUAUAAUAUACCCUUAAUUAUAUAAAAAUAAUGUUGUUAUGGUACACUGUACUUAAGAAUGUAAGAAUGUUCUGUUACGGUUAGAGAAGUGCCCACAGUAAAUUAAAGCUUUUAUCUGCUUUCUGAA
Messenger RNA from Jaculus jaculus (lesser Egyptian jerboa), 4056 nucleotides. RefSeq names its product pyruvate dehydrogenase phosphatase catalytic subunit 1 (gene Pdp1). Gene Ontology annotation, molecular function: cation binding; protein serine/threonine phosphatase activity. The record is from RefSeq and is a predicted model, not a curated record. Bases 24 to 1817 code for a protein of 597 amino acids. The transcript is spliced from 2 exons. NCBI's taxonomy places the organism in Eukaryota, Metazoa, Chordata, Mammalia, Rodentia, Dipodidae. Gene Ontology annotation, biological process: protein dephosphorylation.